GUACCUUCUGUAUGAUGUCAACCCCCCAGAAGGCUUCAAUCUCCGCAGGGAUGUCUAUAUCCGGGUAGCAUCCUUGCUGAAGACACUGCUCAAGACUGAGGAAUGGGUCCUUGUUCUGCCCCCAUGGGGCCGUCUGUACCACUGGCAAAGCCCUGACAUCCAUCAAGUCCGGAUUCCCUGGUCCGAGUUUUUUGAUCUUCCGAGUCUCAAUAAAAACAUCCCAGUCAUUGAGUAUGAGCAGUUCAUUGCAGAGUCCGGUGGGCCCUUCAUCGACCAGGUGUACGUCCUGCAAGGCUACGCGGAGGGCUGGAAGGAGGGCGCCUGGGAGGAGAAGGUGGACGAGCGGCCCUGCAUUGACCCUCUGCUCUACUCACAGGACAAGCACGAGUAUCACAGAGGCUGGUUUUGGGGCUAUGAAGAAACUCGGGGUCUGAAUGUUUCCUGCCUGUCGGUCCAGGGGUCAGCUUCCAUCAUCGCACCUGUGCUCUUAAAAAACACAUCUGCUCGGUCUGUGAUGUUGGACCGAGCCGAAAACCUGCUUCAUGACCACUAUGGAGGCAGAGAGUACUGGGAAACCCGGCGCAGCAUGGUGUUUGCAAAGCACUUGCGGGCUGUGGGAGAUGAAUUUAGGAGCCAGCACCUCAACUCCACAGACGCCGCUGAUAAGAUAGCCGUGGAGGAAGACUGGACGAAGAUGAAGGUCAAACUGGGCUCCGCGCUCGGUGGCCCCUACCUAGGAGUUCACCUGAGAAGAAAGGACUUCAUUUGGGGCCACAGGGAAGAUGUGCCCAGCCUAGAGGGUGCCGUGAAGAAGAUCCGAAGCCUCAUGAAGACUCACCAGCUGGACAAGGUGUUCGUGGCCACAGACGCCAUCAGGAAGGAGCAGGAAGAACUGAGGAAGCUGCUACCAGAAAUGGUGAGGUUUGAGCCCACGUGGGAGGAGCUGGAGCUGUACAAAGACGGAGGCAUCGCCAUCAUCGAUCAAUGGAUCUGUGCGCAUGCCAGGUUUUUUAUUGGCACCUCAGUUUCCACAUUCUCUUUUCGGAUUCAUGAAGAGAGAGAGAUCUUGGGGUUGGACCCCAAGACAACAUACAACCGGUUUUGUGGAGACCAGGAGAAAGCAUGUGAGCAGCCCACACACUGGAAGAUUGCAUACUGAGGGCCACCGCUCCACCACCCACCAGUCACUCGGUCACAGGGUCCCAGAGGAGGCAGCACACCUAAAGCCCGAAUUCCUUUUUGUUCAUGGCUGACAUCACAAAUGUGUCUUCUGUCAGGACUUGAGAACCCAUGUCCCCAUCACACAUGUCACAUGUGUGCCAGUCCAGAAGUGUGAGGAAUAUUUGUCAGUCCUGACAGGCCUUCCAACCACUUUGCCGAGCAAGCUGAGGAUGGCCAUGAGUGGCAACACCCUCAGGUGUGGAUCCUGAGAUGUUGGUCUGACUCUGUCUACUGAGAUUGUCUCACACAUGGCCAAUGUGAGCAGGUGCCAGGUUUUGCCUCACCCUCUCCCUGUGCGGUGCCCCAGCUAAUUUCCUCCUGACGUGGACAGCUCAGGCACUGUUCUCACCAGAGUGCUGGGAACCUCAGGACAGCCCUUGAGUUGCCAGUGACUCCUUCACCUCACUUCACCCAGACUCAUUGCACCCUGCUGAGAAACAGAAUUGAGAAGUGACAGAAAUGACCUUCAAAAGGCCACAUCUGAGACACCACUGCUUUAUGAAACCCUUUCCUAGGCCUCAUGCUGCACCAUGGGAGGCGGAGUCAGCACAGCCUUGGCCAGGGCAGUCCAGUUCCCUUGACCUGGUACACCGCCUUCCCCAGUGCCAUGCACUGAGCAGCCCCCACUCAGCUACUGCCCAGGUCUCCUUCCCAAGCACCAAGGUAGACCCUGAGCACAGACAAGGUCCUGUGGCUCACUCAGCUGAUCAGGUAGAAUCACGUAUUUAUUCUUUUCCAUUUGUACAUCCAAGUGUAUUAAUAAAAUACUUUUUCAAGAAAGCUGUAA
This is a messenger RNA of Cricetulus griseus (Chinese hamster), 2008 nucleotides long. Lineage: Eukaryota; Metazoa; Chordata; Mammalia; Rodentia; Cricetidae. The record is from RefSeq and is a predicted model, not a curated record.